GUGACUUAAUUCUAAGUUAGCUCUUCAGUUGUAGAUUAUUGACUAUAAUAUAGACCCUUGUGGGAAGCAGCAAAGAGGGAGACGUUACAAGAACGGGGAAGACAAGAGUAUUCUCACAAACAGAAUUUAAUCAGAUUGUGCAGCUGAACUCCAGUUGCUGCUGGAAGAGCAAUGGCAGGCCGGAGGGGAGUUAAAACUCUGAAGAGAUCUGCCAUCCCUGGGGUUACCAUCACACAGUGUGUGGAGAAUAUUCCUGAAGGGUGCAGCACUCCUGACUUUGAGCGGAAACCAAUUACCGUAACAUUACAGGAAGGUAAAAAUGCCAUUUUCAGAGCUGUGGUUAAGGGCGAACCACAGCCAGAGGUAUUGUGGAAACGCAACAGUAAGGAAAUGGAUGAUCCUCAGAAAUACCAAAUAUCAUUCAGUCCUGGCGCAAAUGAGUUUAUCCUGCAGGUAAACAAAAUCACCUCUGAGGAUGCUGACUUGUACCGUUGUACUGCUGUGAACGAGUAUGGCGAAGCCACAUGCACGGCUGGUCUCAAGAUUAUACAGGUUGGCUUCAAGAAGAAACCAAAGGAGAUCCCUUCUGUACCACAGGCAGACCUGAAGAAGGAGAUACAGGAUUUCAGAAAAACAUUAAAGAAACGUGCUCCUUCAACUACUCCAAAGAAGGAAAUUGAUAUGGAACAGGUCUGGCAGUUAUUGCUGAAUGCAGAUAGGAAAGAUUAUGAAAAAAUCUGCCUGAAGUAUGGCAUUGUUGACUUCCGUGGGAUGCUGAGGAGGCUUCAGGAGAUGAAGAAGGAGAGAGAGGACGAGCAGGCACAGUAUGUACUCACUCUCACAAACCUGAGGCAUGUCAGAGUCAAUGAGGAUCAAGGAAAUGCUUCGUUUGACCUAGAGAUGGAACUGAAACAUCCCGAAAGUAGAAUUUACCUGUACAAGGAUGGCCAGGUGAUCAAUUUUGGAUUUGACAGUGACAAUGUAAAGCACUGCCUGCAGAACAUUGGCAAAAAGUACAAUUUUAUCAUCAACGAUCUGCAGCCAGAAGAUGCUGGCAUGUACCAGAUCAAAGUAGAAGAUGUAGACAUUUUCUCAACUGAGCUGGAAGCAGAAUCCAUUCCAGUAAGCUUUCGCUAUCCACUUGGUGAGGUGAGAUGCCACGAGCAAGGAAAUGCUGCCUUUCAGUGCACCCUCUAUGAAGCCUGCUUCGAUUCUGUGUGGCUGCACAAAACCCAUCAUCUAGAGGCAAAUGACAAGUAUGAUAUCUUGGUCUCAGAUGAUGGCCUAAUUCACCGUCUGGUCAUCAAAAACGCUCAGGCCUCUGACAAAGGGACUUACACCAUUGAUAUUGGAAGCCGCUCUUCAAGUGCCUGGCUUGAGGUUGAAUCUAAAGGAAAGAGAAAACAGAUUGAAGGAAACAGUGAUGAUAAAACUGGAUGGCAGAACAAACAGUUAGAUGAAGACCAUGCUAAGAAACUUCACCAAGGAAAAGGGCAUGACGAUCAAGAUGGCCAGUACAGGAAUGGUCAAGAUGCCAAUGGAGAAUCUUAUGGCUCCUUGGGAAAAGAUGGAUCUUUGGGAAGAGGACGAGCUGACAGAGAUGGGAAGAUGGGACAGUUUUCUGGAGUGGGGAUAGACAUGGCAGAGGGGAAUCAGUUUUCUGGAUUUGCGGGUAGUAGCAUGGGGCUUGCUAUGCUCACUGGAAAUGCUGUUAGUGAAGGAAUGGGUAACUUGGCUGGCAUAGGCUCACUGUAUGGUAAAGAUUCUAUGUCAGAUGGCACAGGUGCUGGCACUAGAUCUGGAGGUGCAGGUGGACUGCAAACUUCAGAUAGUUCCACACUUAAUGGGGCAGGUCCUAGUGACAGAUUUAGCAGAGCACAUAGCAUGGGAUCCCAAGAUUCCAUGUUAGGCAGUGCAGAUGUAGCCAGUGACAGAUGUGGUGUAGGAGGUGUUGAUGGUGCUGGAGCUGGACUUGGUGUACCAGGAAAGGCAGAAGGGUUUUAUGGCAAGAAGGGUGGACUACGCAGUGCUGGUGGUGUUGGAGCCAGGCUUGAUAGUGCUGGAGGUCUCUCAAGCAAGGAUGAUGGACUAGAUGGUGCAGGUGGGCCAGGAGCUGGGUUUGGUGGUGGACCUGCAGGUGGGCUCUAUAGCAAGGAUGGUAUGCUAGAGAGAGUUGGCAUGAGUAGUGCAGGAGGAAGGGGUGGAGUUGGUGAGGAUGGUAAGCUAGAUGGAGUUGGCAUCAUUGGAGCUGGUGCAAGGGGUGAAGGAAGAAUCUAUGGUAGUGCUAAUAGUCAUGGAGCUGGGCUUGAUGGCAUAGUUGGACUUUAUGGCAAGGAUGGUAGAGCAGGUGCUGAUGGACCAGGAGGUGCAGUGGGCGUAGGAGAACACUAUGGCAAAGAUGGUAUGCCAGGUGGAGCAGGCUCUGGUGGUCCUGGGGGAGUAGGUGGGCUCUAUGGCAAAGAUGAUGUGCUGCCUAGAUCUGGUACUGGUGCUAGCGGUGGAUUCUAUGGCAAGGAUGGCAUGGGACCUGGCAGUGCUGGGGGACUCUAUGGCAAAGAUGGAAUGACGACUGAAGCAGGCAUUGGUGCACCUGGUGGCGCUGGGGGAACAGAUGGACUGUAUGACAAAGAUAUGUUAGAUGGAGGUGGAGCAAGUGCUGGUGGACCUGGUGGUGCUGGGGGAAUAGGUGGAUUCUAUGACCAGGAUGGCAUGCUAGGUGGAGCAGGACCUAGUGCUGCUGGGGGCAUUGGUGGGCUCCAUGGUAAGGACGGCAUCCCAUUUGGUGGAGGUGCAAAUGGGCCCAGUGCUGCUGGGGGAGCAGGUGGACUCUAUGGCAAGGAUGGCAUGCAAGCUGGAACUGGUGGUGCUAUGGGAGUAGGGGGACUCUAUGGCAAGGAUGGUAUGCUAGGUAGUGCUAGAGCUGGUGGUGCUGGAGGCAAUGGUGGACUCUGUGGUAAGAAUGCUAUGCUAUGUGGAGCUGGACCUGGUGGACCUGGUGGUGCUGGAGGCUUUGGUGGACUCUAUGGGAAGGAUGGAAUGCUAGUUAGUGGAACCACUAGUGGACCUGGUGGUGCUGUGGGCAUCAGUGGACUCUACAGUAAGGAAGGUUUGCCAGUUGGCGGAGGCACUGGUGAGCCUAGUGAUACUGGGGGAGUAGGUGGACUCUAUGGUAAGAAUGGUAUGCUAAGUGGAGCUGGAGCUGGUGGACUUGGUGGCACUGGAGGCAUUGGUGGACUCUAUGGUAAGGAUGGAAUGCCAGUUAGUGGAGGCACUGGUGGACCUGGUAGCACUGGAGAUAUUGGUGGACUCUAUGGUAAGGAUGAUUUACCAGUUAGCAGAGGCAAUGAUGGACCUGGUGAUGCUAGGGGAGUAGGUGGACUCUAUGGCAAGGAUGGUAUGCUAGCGGGAGCUGGUGCUGCUGGAGGUGGCCUCUAUGGUAAGGAUGGUUUGUCAGUUGGUGGAGACAUUGGUGGACCAGGUGGUGCAGGGGGAACAGGUGGCCUUUAUGAUAAGGAUGGUAUGCUAGCGGGAGCUGGUGGACUCAGUGGUGCUGGGGGAGUAUGGGGACUCUAUGGCAAGUAUGGUAUGGUGGGUGGAGCUGGAGCUGGUGGACCUGGCAGUACUGGAGUCAUUGGUAGACUCUAUGGUAAGGAUGGAAUGCCAGUUAAUGGAAGCACUAAUGGAUCUAGUAGCACUGGAGAUAUUGGUGGACUCUAUGGUAAGGAUGGUUUACCAGUUGGCAAAGGCAAUGGUGGACCUGGUGGUGCUGGGGAAGUAGGUGGACUCUAUGGUAAGGAUGGUUUACCAGUUGGCAGAGGCAAUGGUGGACCUGGUGGUGCUGGGGAAGUAGGUGGACUCUAUGGUAAGGCUUAUAUGAUAGAUGGAGCUGAAGUUGGUGGCGCUGGUAGAGUUGGUGGAUAUUAUGGGAAGGAUGGUAUAUUAGAUGGAGAUGGAGAUGGUGGACCUGGCAGUGCUGACAGAGUUGGUGGGCUCCAUGGCAAGGAUGGGGUACUAGGUGGAGCUGGUGCUGGCAGACCUGGUGAUGCUGCUGGAGUAGCUGGACUCUAUGGCCAGGAUAUCACACUAGGUGGAGCAGGGCUUCGUGGUGCUACAGACACUGGUGGUCUCUAUGGCAGGGAUGGUAUGCCAGGUGGACCUGGUGCUGGUGGUGCUAGGGGAGUAGGUGGUCUCUACAGUAAGGAUGCUAUGCUAGCAGCUGGUGGAUCUGGUAGUGCUGGGGGCAUAGGUGGACUCUAUGACAAAGAUGGAAUGCCAGGAGGGACAGGGACUGCUGGUACUUGGGGCACUGGGGCACUCUGUGGCAAAGAUUGUAUUCUAGGUGGUGCUGGUGGAACUGGUAGUGCUGGAGGCAUUGAUGGAUUCUGUUGCAAGGAUGGAAUGCCAGGUGGUACAGGUGUUGGUGGUGCUGGGGGCAUGUGUGGAACCCAUGGCAAAAAUAGCUUGCUUGUUGGAGCUGGUGCUGAGUUAAGGAGCACAGGAGGCAGAGGUGGUCUUCAUGGCCAGGACAGCAUCCUUGGUGGAGCUGGGUUAGGAAAUGGAGGGAGUACAGGGGAAAAUUCUGGCAAAGCCCCUAUGUACGAAGGAGACAGCAUUCCUGGAUAUGGCCUCGAUGGAACAGGGGCAGCAUCUGACAUGCAAGGUGGAGCUGGUAGUGCUGGUCUUUCCAGUGCAGAAAACAUGAGAGGUCACCAUGGUAAGGAAGGUGUGUUUCCUGGAGCUGGAGGUGCUGGUUUAACAGGUCUAGGGGGCACAGGUGAUCUUUAUGACCAGGCUUGUACUUUACAUGGAAGUAGUGCUGGUAGUGCUAGUGCUCCAUUAGGAGGUGUAGGGAAAACCCAAGAGCUGCACAGUCAGGGGAUCAUGAUGGAUGGAACUGGAGGAGAUGGCACCAAAGAUGAUGUACGAGGUGCAGGUUAUGAUGAAGGAGGAACAGGUAGUCUCUGUGGUAAGGAUUGUAGGCUUUGUGGAACUGGUGCCGGUGGACUUAGUGGUGAAGGAUGGCUGGGCAAUCUCUGUGAUAGGGAUAUUAGGCUAGGUGGGGUUGGGGUUGGUCCAGGAAAUAGAGGUGUUGAUGGAUCACAGUAUGAGAAAAUGUCAAAUAUUCCUGGUGAAGAGUUCCUAGGCUACGGCCAGUCUUCUGGCCUUUUUGAUGCUGGAACUCAUGCUGGUAACAGAAGAAGACAGCUAUCCAACUUAGAUGCCAGUGGACAUCCUUCAUCUGAUAUUUCAAGGACCAAGGAUAGGAAAGGGAGAGGAGGAAGUCUUCUUGAAGGGGAUGUGAGAGAACCACAUUGCUGUUUCAAUCAAGGUUUGUUUGACCUCCAUGCUCUGAAAGGAAAACCAGCUGCGUUAACAUGCAGCCUCAACAAUGAUAAGCUUGAGGGAACCUGGUUUAAAGAUGGGUUCAAGAUAAUAGGCCUGGAUGGAGUCUCCAUUGAGAAAGAUGGCCCAGUCCACAAACUGAUAAUAGAUGAAGUACAAGACAGUCAUGCUGGAAAAUACCAAUUUGAGGCUGAAGGAGUCCGAACAGAGGCGUCUAUUUUUGCUGAAGACCCUCCAAAUGUUGACUCUGCUCUUCUGGAAAAACUGCAGAAGGAACCUAUAGUGGUAAAGGCAGGAAAGAAUGCCAUAGUCAAAAUCCCAUUUGAAGGCCGGAAGCCAAUCAGAGCAACUUGGCUAAAGGAUGAAGAUGAACUUCUGGAUGAUGCCAGGAUUAGCAUUGACUAUUCAGACAACUUCACCCGGCUCUCUAUAUCCAGCACCCACCGGAUGGAUUGUGGUGAAUAUAAAGUAAAGCUGAAGAACAAGUGUGGAAGCGCUGAAGCAACUUUCAAGCUGGUAGUAACAGCUAAGCCGCAGCCACCAAUGGGACCCGUAGAAGUCAUGGACAGCUCUAGAAGUGGCAUAACAAUCCAGUGGAAGCCCCCAAAAGAUGAUGGUGGUAAACCAGUCCAGAGUUACAUUAUUGAGAAGCAGCAGGUUGGCAGAACGACCUGGGUGACCUUGGGACGAACCGGUGGAAGCAGCACUAUUUUCACCACCAAUAAAGUGGAAGCUGACAAAAGUUAUUACUUCAAGGUGAAAGCAGUGAAUACUGAGGGUACCAGUGAGGCCCUCGAGUCUGAUGAAGUGAUGGCUGCUACCAAAGCAUUUCCUGGUCGUCCUGCUCCUCCCAAAAUUGUCAGUGCCAACAAGGAUGCCAUCACACUCUCAUGGACAGCACCACAUAAAAUAGGCAACUCCCAGAUAUUGGGCUACAGUGUUGAAAAAUGCAAAAAAGGCAGCAACACCUGGACACCUAUCACUGACCUGCCCAUUCCAGACAGGAAGUACACAGUGACUGAUCUGAAGGAGGGGUUGCUGUAUGAAUUCCGUGUGGCUGCCAUUAAUACUACAGGGGUGGGUGAGGUCAGCGCACCUUCAGAAGCUGUUUUUGCUCGGGAUCCCAUGAAACCACCAGGUCCAGUGAGAGAUCUUAAAGUGGUCAGUACUGACUACUGCAGCAUCUCCUUGUCAUGGAUGAAACCAGAAGCAGAGGAAGAAAGUCAUGCCAAGGGCUAUGUUAUAGAGAUGCGACACACUGACACUCUGAAGUGGACCCAGUAUAAUGCCCUCCCAAUACCAAAGACUACAUACACUGUUAGAGGGCUAAAAGCCAGGGAGAUGUACUUCCUGAGGGUGAGAGCAAUCAACAACGGCGGUUUUGGUGAGCAUGUUGAACUGGAUACUUGCGUCCAAGCUGUACCUGCCACUGUUCAUCCCAAACUCUUAGUAAAGGACAUCAUCAAAAGCUUCAUGAUUGUGAAAGCAGGGAAUACCAUUCGUUUGCGCAUUCCCUUUGAAGCUUUCCCAACUCCUGAAGUGCUUUGGCUGAAGGAUGGGCUUUCUCUUCCCGCCAAGGCUACAAUUGCCACCAGAGAAGGCCUGAGUCAACUCAUCAUCCCAGGAGCUAACUUUUCUGACAGUGGGCAUUAUGCCAUCAUCCUCCAAACUGAGGGAGGAAAUAAAGAGACAUUCAGCAUCCUAGUCCAAGUUCUAGACAUCCCAGAAUCUCCUGGUCCUAUACAGCUGAUUGAGAAAGUCCCAGAUACAGUGACUCUGAUGUGGGAACCUUCACCAACAGAGAAGAGAGAGGGCAACCUGAACUAUAUGGUCAUGAGACGUGACUCCAACAAAGGAUUGUGGGAACUGGUGGCUGACCUGAUUUACACCAACAAGUACACAGUCUCAAAUUUUGUCCCAGGCCGGGAAUAUUUCUUCAGAGUCCUGGCAAAAAAUUGUAUGGGAAUCAGUGAACCCUCUGAAACAGUGCAACCCUGGAGCAUUCACAGGGACAAGGGUAAAUUUGAAGUCAGCCUUCCAAAAUACAAGGGGAUCAACGAAACUCAGCCUCCAAGAUUCCUUGUCCCACUGAAACCUCAUGUGGUGACUUUAGGAUUUGAUUGUCACAUGAGUUGUGCUGUGACUGGAUAUCCAGUUCCUCAAGUAACCUGGUACAAAGAUGGCAAGAAUCUCUCUCAGGAUCCUACCUUCUUCUGCAAAAAUGACUUUGGGGUCUGCUCUCUUGUGAUCCUAGGAGUCACACCAACAGAUGGAGGCCAGUAUGAGGUGGUGGCCAUCAACGAACUAGGCCAAGCAGUCAGCAAAGCUGAAGUCACCAUAAAAGAACCUACUUUUUAGAAUGGGCUACAUGGUAUCAGCUUUGCACAGCCUGCGGUGUGACAGUGUUUUCCUAUAGGAUUGACACCCUUACUGAAAGAUGCAUAUUUACUAUUACAUCAACAGACUGGAGAUUCUUGCUGGUGUGGCAAGUGUGAUCAAAACAGCAGUUCUCUUUUCUUUACAAUUUUCCAUGACGGGAAAUCCCUAUGAAAACAUGCAUGCAAUUCUGCCUAAUUGUCUUUCAAAGAACAGAAUCCCUGUAUACUUAUCUGAGACUUUUAUGGAAAUAUAACUUUAAUGGAAAGACAGAACUACAACUGGAGGAUGACGACUUUGGUGUGUUACAGCAAGUUUAGUAGUCUUUAAGAUGCCACAGGACUUUUUGUUGUUUCUGCUGGCUACCCCUCUGGAAAUCAUGGCAAGGAGAGAUAGGCCUGCAAGAAUAAUGGAUUACUUAUGUACUUAUAUUACUUAUGUAUAUCCACUUGGUUGUAGAUGAGAUGGCUUGUUUGCAGGAAAAAUAUAUUAUGUGAGCAAAUACUUGGAACCAAUCCUGUGGGAACUGGAUUUGAGAUGAUUUGGCCCUAGCUGCAGUGGCUCUGUUAGGAUAACAUGUGGAUUAUGGAUGUGUUGGGAGUAGAUUCUAACUAGUCAGGAUCCUUCAGUCUAAGAAUUUAUAUCCCGCCCUUCCUUCCAGAAGGAGCCCAAGGUGGCAAACAAGAAACAGAUGCCUCACGUGUUUCAAGCAUCACUUUCAUUUCACUAAACUCUAUAUUUAAUUUGAGAAAGGUUAACAAGCAUAGAAGUGGGAGAAUAACACCCAAUAUUUGUGGGACUGAAGAUGGAUGCCUAAGCAAGGUUAGUUUAACCUUAAAACAGAAAUGAUUUUUCAAAAGGGUAUUUUUUUGGUGAGCCAAUAGCCAUUCCUCAUCAACAGGAAUCAAAGCAAGACUAUGUUUUUGUGUGUUUGCUCAACAAUGAAUUGAAGCCUGAUUCUUUUCCAAAUGAAAUUAGGCCCUGUGUGUUUUCCACUUAUGCCAUGAAAAAUAGCUUGCUAGGUUUUUUAUUAAUUAGUCAGUUGACAAUUUCCUAAUCUAGAACAGCAAAAGAUGCAUAUUAGGUAAUAUAAAUAUGCACUGUGACUAUCAAAUGCAAGUCCAGAACCUGUACUGCAAAAAUGCUGUAGUGAUAGACCUGACAUUUCAUGAUACAUCUCUAGUAAAUAAUAUCCGUAUCUUUGACUGCACUCAGAAUUAACAGGAGGGUAUCUGCUCCUGAAUUUCUAUUCAUCUUCUAAGACAGAAUUGUCAUAUUUUAGUGGAUUUUAUCUGAGAUGUAAGAAUCCAAAAAAGUGAAAGUACACUGAAUGAAUGAUGUUUGAAAAGCAGAUAUGAGAUGAUGAAUACACACAAAUAUCACAUUAGAACCUUAAUGCUAAUUUUGUUACUAAGUAAUAAUAUCAAAUUGUCCGGGGGAAAGAGGAGAGCAUGGGGGCUAUUGUGGCCUUCACCUACUGCUGGUAACAAGAGGCUGAUGUUACCAAUAAAGUUUUUGUUGUUGUUUCAGCAUUUUUCUUAACAAUGUAUUGCAUUUUAUGGGCUAGACAAGUGAAAACUUAAUA
This is a messenger RNA of Rhineura floridana, 9304 nucleotides long. It is a transcript of the gene IGFN1, whose product is annotated as immunoglobulin like and fibronectin type III domain containing 1. The transcript is spliced from 24 exons. Gene Ontology annotation, molecular function: protein binding. Lineage: Eukaryota; Metazoa; Chordata; Lepidosauria; Squamata; Rhineuridae. The coding region runs from base 172 to 7701 and encodes 2509 amino acids. The record is from RefSeq and is a predicted model, not a curated record.